Molecule: messenger RNA, 1592 nt
Organism: Darwinula stevensoni
Lineage: Eukaryota; Metazoa; Arthropoda; Ostracoda; Podocopida; Darwinulidae
Source: the annotation of a GenBank genome assembly
AUCAAAGGACAAAUUCAUUUUUGAAGAAAUUUACAUUUUCUCCUCUCCAUUUUCCAGCUGGAAUUCCUGGUGGUUCUACUGGAGAGAGUGAUGGUGGCAAUCAGGAUUUCCCAAUGGUUUAUGUCAUUGUGACCUGUGUGGGAGGUGUCAUCUUCCUGAUUCUUUUGGCUGGUGGAACAUAUUUAUUAUGCAGACGGAGACAAGACCAUCGACAGCGCAUGCGUCAAGGAUACAUGAAGCCAGGAGGCAAAGGAAAGGGUGACUUGAAGCCUCCUGACUUGUGGAUUCAUCAUCAAGAGCAUGUGGAGAUGAGAUGUGUAGAUGGAGGACAGAGUGAUGAUGAAUUGAAUGUUCAGGCACAGUCUCAUCGUCCAGGAACAUCUACCCCAGUGCAGAAGCAGUACCUGAGUAAUUCGACAUUAGACCGACGCUCUGUGUCGGGCUUUGGAGGCUCCUCCACCUACCUCAGCAGUAAAGGAGAUAUACGGCGUGGUGAGAGUCCAGAAAAGGCAUUCGCCACUGGCCGUCGCCCACCCGUCAAACCCAAGCCUUCCAUCAUGAUCCCUGUUGAUGCACAGCCACCAAAAGAACCUCUGGCUAUUGUAAAUGGUGAAGUAUUAGUGGGUCCCCCACGACCUCCAUCAUAUCCCCGAACCCAAUUUCAUAUGACACGAACAGCUGCUCAUGUCACUGUUGACCCAUCUGGUGCACCUGUCAUGCACACUUCACCAACAGUGGAGCAUCCAUAUAGCGUCGUGGCCACAACGGCUUCCAUCACGAUGACCACCGGUCCCUUUGACUCGGAGGAGGACCGAAGUGGACUCAAGAGCUUCCAUCCACAGUAUCCAUAUCCAUUGAGCAGUGGGAAGCCUCACUCAAAUCCCCCCACCCACUCUCAAUCACAGCCUCAUUCUCCCACUGGAGAAAUGUUGCCAAAGGUGACGACCCCGCUGCGUCGGGUCCACAGCCCCCCUCACCCCUUGGCAAACCCUCGAGUGCUCAGCACUGCUUCAUCUGCAGACCUCAAGGUAGUGGCUGUGAUUCCCACUCUGAGUACAGAGGAGUUGAGUCAAGAGAUGGCAAAUCUUGAAGGGUUAAUGAAGGAUCUUAAUGCCAUCACGGCUUCCCAGUUCGAGUGAACGUCUUCUAUUCGUCCGACGCACUCGGGCGUUCAUGUAUCGAUUAUCACGUCUCGUGCAUUUCGUCGACUUCCAGUUUCGUCCUUCCGUGGAAAGUAUUUACUUUCUGUCUUUGUCAUUUUGAUACCACGAUUGCUGGAAUUUUAUUUUUUGACUCAGUGGAUUGGUGCAAUGUUUUUUCCUCCUUUUUUGCAUUCACUGGAUCCUUUUAUUUUGGUACAGUCUCAGUGCCAUGCUCAAAGGUGCAUUUCAUGAAUUCAAUUUUUGUUUCUUUUUUAAUUUAUUUCUUGUAAUUUGUAUCUCAGAAAUAUCUCUGUGUGUGCCUGUCCAUGUUUAAAGACAUCUUUGCACAUAUUCGAAAUGAAGUGGCAUUUUGUACCCAUCCCAGAAGUUAUAUGAUUUUGCAGUAGCCAGAUAGUAAUGCAGUCCAGGAAUGGCUCGGUUAAACUGGGC